Molecule: messenger RNA, 426 nt
Organism: Puccinia triticina
Lineage: Eukaryota; Fungi; Basidiomycota; Pucciniomycetes; Pucciniales; Pucciniaceae
Exons: 6
Coding region: 1-426 (141 amino acids)
Source: RefSeq, a predicted model, not a curated record
AUGGCAUCCCCAGCCAGUCGUCCCUCUCCAGCACCAAGCACCCCCGGCUCGCAAGCCCCGACGGCUAGUCCAGCGGCUGCCAUCAACCCAGCGACUAAGAAGAAAGAAAUCACAGCAGUCCAAGCUGCCAAAGCCAAGGCGAUGAAUGUUUUCACUAGCGAUGGCUCGUUUUUGGAAAGAUUCAAGAAGAUGAAGGAGGAGGAAGUGGAAAAAAAGAAACAGGAGGAUGCCCUAGCACGGAAGCAGGCUUCCGAACAGCGCAUCAAAAAUCGUGGCAAAAGGACUGCCGAUCCUAAUGAUUCAGCAUCAUCAUCCAAGAAGACUAAAACCGAAGAAGAAGACAAUGCGUAUCUCCGAGAAGUGCGCAAAUUACAAGGCCACAGUCUUCGAGACGAGGGUGCGGGUGUUCGUGCCUUGGUGAAAUAG